Messenger RNA from Habropoda laboriosa, 1042 nucleotides. RefSeq names its product ran-specific GTPase-activating protein-like. The record is from RefSeq and is a predicted model, not a curated record. Gene Ontology annotation, biological process: nucleocytoplasmic transport. The transcript has 4 exons. Gene Ontology annotation, molecular function: GTPase activator activity. Lineage: Eukaryota; Metazoa; Arthropoda; Insecta; Hymenoptera; Apidae. Bases 144 to 923 code for a protein of 259 amino acids. Gene Ontology annotation, cellular component: nuclear pore; cytoplasm.
GUAGACGGUUACCAUUUUAAACAUAUAUCUAUGAAUUAUCAUGGAGGUCUAUCACGCAAUAUCACGGUUUGCUAUCAAACAGGUCGAAGUUGACGGUAUUUGAUAAGCGAUCGCAAAAUUGGUUUUACAAAACUGAUAGAAAGAUGCCAGAAAACGUGCUGAAUGGGGAUCAUGUGGAAGUAAAGACCGCUAACUGCGAAACUGAAGAUAACGAAGAAGACAGCAAUGAUGCAGAUGUACAUUUUGAGCCUAUUAUUUCUUUGCCAUUGAUAGAAGUGUCCAACAAUGAAGAAGAUGAAGUUGAAAUGAUAAAAUUGAGAGCAAAGUUGUACCGUUAUGAUUCUUCUAAUAAUCCUGCAGAAUGGAAGGAACGUGGAACAGGGGAGGUCAAAUUAUUAAGACACAAAAUAAAAAAUACAGUGAGAGUUGUAAUGCGUAGAGAUAAAACACUUAAAAUCUGUGCUAAUCAUUUUGUAACUCCUUGGAUGGAAUUGAAAUCCAAUUGUGGUAGUGACAGGGCAUGGGUAUGGAGUGUGCUUGCUGAUUAUGCAGAUGAACAGCUUAAACCAGAACUAUUAGCUAUAAGAUUCGCGAAUGCAGAAAAUGCAACUGUUUGGAAAGAAGCAUUUGAAAAGGCAAAGAAGAUAGUGGGCUCUGAAUGUGAAAUAUAUGCUGGCAAAAAUAAUACCGAAGAAAAACAUACUGAGAGUGAUAGUGAACCUUCUAGUGAUGUAAGUUAUAGUGAAAGUACUGAUAAUGAAGAACAAGGUAAAAAACUGGCUGGAGAAGAUUUAAGAAUUGAAAAUAAUGAAACUGAAAAAGUGGAAGCUUCUGAAAAGCAAACACAGGAUGGAGAAAGUGUGGACAAAGUAUCUAAGGAUCUUGAGCAAUUGCAAGUUAAGGAUGUAGAGGAAAAAAAGUAAAAAGCUACAUCUCUAUAAAUUGGAGGUGUUAACUAUAAGUGCACAUUCCGACAUAAACAUACAUGCAUGCAUAUGCUUAAGUAUUUGACCAUUGAAUUUAAUGUAGAAAAAUAUUUUAG